This is a messenger RNA of Budorcas taxicolor (takin), 1678 nucleotides long. RefSeq names its product mixed lineage kinase domain like pseudokinase (gene MLKL). Gene Ontology annotation, molecular function: protein kinase activity; ATP binding. The transcript is spliced from 12 exons. Bases 156 to 1592 code for a protein of 478 amino acids. The record is from RefSeq and is a predicted model, not a curated record. Lineage: Eukaryota; Metazoa; Chordata; Mammalia; Artiodactyla; Bovidae. Gene Ontology annotation, biological process: cell surface receptor signaling pathway; protein phosphorylation.
UAGCCUGCAGCAGCCCUCCAGGCUCCUCCAUCCAUGGGAUUUUCCAGGCAAGAAUAUUGGAGUGGUUGCCAUUUCCUCCUCCAGGGGAUCUUCCUGACCCAGGGAUUGAACCCACAGCUCCUGCCACAUCUCCAGCAUCGCAGUUUCUUCCAGGAAUGGAUCAGCUGAAGCAGAUCAUCUCCUUAGGCCAGCUUAUCUACAACCAGUGUGAGGAGAUGAAGUACUGCCAGAAACAGAGCCGACGUCUAGGGCACCGCAUCCAGGGCCUGCUGCAGCCUCUGCAAAUGCUCCAGGACCAAGGAGAGAGGAACCUGCCCUCCCAGAUAAGCGCUGCGCUGAGCUGUUUCCAGGCUGCCCUAGAGGAAGCCAAGCAGCGGAUAGACAAGUUCAGCAAUAAGUCCGAUAUCCAGAAGUUUCUAACAGCAGGGCGCGACAGCAUAAUCUUUGGUGGGGUGAACCAGAGGCUGAGCGAUGUCUGGGAGGAACUCUCUCUGCUGCUCCAGGUGGAUCAGUGGAGGCAUACUUCAAGCCUCAGCCCAGGAGUGUCUUGGCAACAGGAAGACCAGCAGGAUGCAGAGGAGGACAGGAAAGCUAUCCAAGGACUGAGUGAGAAAGAAACUGUAAAAACUUUAUUGAGGCAAUUGGAGAACAUAAAGGAAACCAUCGAAGCCGUGCAGAGCUGGAUGAGGUCAGAUUCACAGAAACCCAAGAAGGGGUUCCCACAGGAUCAAAUCAAGGAGAUUAAGAAGGAGGAGCUUCCAGAAGCCGAUUGGAUCCUACUAAAGGAAAAUGAAUCCAGCACACUUUAUGAAGGAAAAUACCAUGAAUCUCCAGUGGCCAUAAAAGUAUUCAACAACUCCCAGGCCAAAGACAUUGGAAUAGUGAGGCAUACUUUCAAUAAUGAAAUCAGAACCAUGAAGAAAUUUGAUUCCCCCAACAUCCUGCGCAUGUUUGGGAUUUGCAUCGAUGAAACAGCAAUCAGCUCUUUUCCAUCAGUGACACCCCCUCAGUUGUCCAUCGUCAUGGAGUACUGUGAGCUCGGGACCCUGAGGGAGCUGCUGGAUCGGGAAAAGGACCUCACCCUGGCCAAGCGCAUCAUCCUGGCCCUGGGGGCAGCCAGAGGCUUGUACAGGCUGCACCAUUCGGAAACACCCUCAGAACUCCACAGGAGCAUCAGUAGCACGAGCUUCCUGGUGACUAAAGACUACAGUGUGAAGCUUGCAGGAUUUGAGUUGAGCAAAACACAGACCUCCAUCAGCCGACGAACUAGAGGAAAAGCAGCAGAGAGAGUCAGUUCUGCCGCAUACAUCUCACCCCAGAGGCUGGAAAAUGUGUAUAAUAAAUACGACAUAAAAGCCGAAAUAUACAGCUUUGGAAUUGUCCUCUGGGAGAUCGCCACUGGGAAGAGCCCAUUUGAAGGUUGUGAUUCCAAGAAGAUCUACCAGCUGGUGGCUGAGUCUCGGCACCGGGAGCCAGUGGGUGAAGAUUGCCCUUCACAGUUGCGGGAGAUCAUUGAUGAUUGCCGUGCCUAUGAACCCUCCAGGAGGCCCUCUGUUAAAGAAAUCUUAAACAGACUGUCUUCCUUUUAUUAAGCCACGUGUUGAAACUGAAACUGUCCCUGAACAAGGAGCUGGAAGAACACGAGCUGGGCAUCUUUUUCUCUCAAAUCCUUCAGCAU